Molecule: messenger RNA, 1750 nt
Organism: Melampsora larici-populina 98AG31
Lineage: Eukaryota; Fungi; Basidiomycota; Pucciniomycetes; Pucciniales; Melampsoraceae
Exons: 6
Coding region: 120-1409 (429 amino acids)
Biological process (GO): proteolysis
Molecular function (GO): aspartic-type endopeptidase activity
Source: RefSeq, a predicted model, not a curated record
AUCGACCUUCUUUACUAGGACUUCCUCUCAAUCCCUUAUCUCCUCGUCUGCUCAACCACUCUCAAUCUCAAACAAUCUUCACUUCUCUCUUGAAAGUUACUAGUUAAGACAUCGCAACCAUGAAGUCAACCGCUGCAGCUGUUGUGGCUGCUUUGGCAGUCACCAUUCCUGCUACUUCUGCUGGUAAACACAAAAUGAAACUUCACAAAAUGCCAGCUUCUUCUUCUUUCAACUCUCAGACUGCACUCAACAAUCUACAAUCUCAAGCUGCUUGGCUCACUCAAAAGUACUUUGGAGACCUCGACGGUAAUGGAUUUGCUCAAAACAAGUUCAGAUACGGUCGUCCUGCUCAAGGAAAAGGUCAAAAGGGUGAGAUGAACAUCCAAAUGAUCGAAGAAGAAGAAUUCGAGGCUAUAAACCAUGAUGUGCCCCUCAGCAAUUAUUUGAACGCUCAAUACUUUUCUGAGAUCACCAUUGGUACUCCACCACAAUCUUUCAAAGUGAUCUUGGACACUGGGUCCUCAAAUUUAUGGGUUCCUUCCACCCGCUGUACCUCGAUCGCGUGCUUUUUACAUUCCAAGUACGAUUGCGAGGCUUCUUCAUCCUACAAAGCCAAUGGAACCGAAUUCCAAAUUCGAUAUGGAUCAGGUUCCCUCGAGGGUGUCAUCAGUAACGAUGUGGUUAGGAUUGGUGAUCUCGAGAUUCGAGACACUGACUUUGCUGAGUCUACCAAAGAGCCUGGUUUGGCUUUUGCCUUUGGCAAGUUUGACGGAAUCCUCGGUCUUGGAUAUGACACUAUCUCCGUCUUACACACCGUCCCACCAUUCUACGAGAUGAUUGAACAAGGUCUCUUGGACGAACCUGUCUUUGCUUUCUAUCUCGGUACCUCUCACGAAAGUGGUGUUGAUAACCAGGGUGGUGAGGCCAUCUUUGGUGGUAUCGAUGAAGCUCACUAUGAGGGUGACAUCCACUACGCACCCGUGCGUCGUCGUGGUUACUGGGAAGUCGCCCUUGAGGGUGUCAGAUUUGGAAAAGAAGAGAUGAAGUUGGUCAACGUUGGUGCUGCCAUUGAUACUGGUACCUCUUUGAUUGCCUUACCUACCGAUACUGCCGAGAUUAUCAACGCAUCACUCGGAGCCAAGAAGAGCUGGUCUGGACAAUACACUGUUGACUGUGACAAGAUCCCCACUUUGCCUGAUCUCACCUUCACCUUCGCCGGUAAGGACUUCACUAUCACCGCUGAAGAUUACAUCUUACAGGUUCAAGGCACCUGUAUCUCAUCUUUCUCUGGCCUCGAUAUGCCCCCUAACGUUGGCGAGUUAUGGAUCAUCGGUGACACUUUCCUCCGAAAGUGGUACACUGUCUAUGACCUCGGCCGUAACGCUGUCGGUUUCGCCAAAGCUCGUUAAAUGAUGCUUCAAUGUCAGGAUUAGAGUCUAUCUUUGAAUAAGCACACUUCCUUCAAAGCUAUCCCAGGACUAUUCCUCGAGACACUUUCCAUCCACUGGACCGACCAAAUUGUUCCUCUCUUUCAGUAUCUUUCUUUCAUUCUAGUCAGAUGUCGUCUUCUCCUGCACUGAUCCUUCAGUGUUGUACUACCAUUGUCCCACCAUCUCCUCAUUACUCUUAUCAAAGUAUUUGUUACUCUGCUUUUGAUGCAAUAUCAUUCUUUAUUCAAGUGUGUAUGUGUUCUAUGAUUGUAAGAGGGGUGUCUGUUGUGAAACCAGAUUCUGUUCUUUUUAUAGUUGUC